Molecule: messenger RNA, 2095 nt
Organism: Myotis brandtii (Brandt's bat)
Lineage: Eukaryota; Metazoa; Chordata; Mammalia; Chiroptera; Vespertilionidae
Gene: LRRC27
Product: leucine rich repeat containing 27
Exons: 10
Coding region: 644-1810 (388 amino acids)
Molecular function (GO): protein binding
Source: RefSeq, a predicted model, not a curated record
UAGUGAGCUAUUGUGACUUCCAGAAUAAGGUUCCAUCAGAGCCCAGCAAUAUAGUUACGAUGGCCAAUGCUGACCUGGCACUGCCGUGUGCCAAGCAUUGCCCACCUAAUGUGCCCUGGGAGGUGGAUCACGUGACCUGUUUUACAGGUGGGGACUCUGGAGCACAGAGAGGUUUGGGAACUUGUUCAAAGUCACACAGCUAAUAGGUCCCGUGCUCUGCACUUUGUCCCUGCCUCCAGUGCUAUUGCCUCCUUUAUGAUGGUGACUUGAUUUCACUGGGAAUCCUGCAGUGAUGGCUCUGGGGUUGUUCUUGUGUGGCUGCUGAUCACGGUUAACCCACAGCAGGCUGCUCAGUGUGUGUGUCCUUCCGUUAUGUCCUUUGGAUGCGUCCCUGGGACCAGACGGGGCCGUUCCUUCACCGGGCAGAGUUGCUGUGGGCCCAGGAGGGAGAAGAGGGAUAUAAACACCGGGGCAAUUGCAUCUUCAGAGAAAUGAGCUCUGCACAAUCCCGCGAGACUUCUUUCAGCUGCUGCCCAACCUCACCUGGCUGGACCUGCGGCACAACAGGAUUCAGGUGCUUCCGUCCGGGAUUGGCUCUCACAGGUAUUUGAAAACUUUGCUUUUAGAAAGAAAUCCUAUCAAAAUGUUACCUGUGCAGCUGGGGAACGUGACGACGCUGAGAGCACUGAACCUGAGGCACUGCCCUCUGGAGUUCCCGCCUCAGGUCAUUGUGCAGAAGGGCCCGGCCGCCAUCCUGAGAUUCCUGCAAGGCUCUGCAGCCAAGCUCUCCUCCCGCCGAGACCCAGCAGCUUCUCAAGCGAUGCACCUAAAUCAGCUGCCAUAUCCCGUGCUGGCCUUACCCGAAGAAUGUGCACCCAACGGAGGCACCACUAAUUCUCAGGGACCAAAGGGGACCAGGUUAAAAGAAAUGGAGGGCCCGUUCCCACCUGUUGAGAGACUGGACCUGAGUGAGCUCAGGAGAUCCGCCGAUUCCUGUGAAGACUGGCCGAGUGAGGAGGAGAUCAGGCGCUUCUGGAAGCUGCGGCAGGAGAUCGUGGAGAAGGAGCAGGCGGAGGUUCUGCAAAACCAGCUCCUCGCCAUGGAGCUGCCUCCAAACCUCCGGGCCGUGCUGCGCACCCGGGAUGAAGCGCGCCCCAACCCCAGACACGCCCUCAGAAGGAAGAUACCCUCCUUCAAGGGCGCCCUGCCUGGCCUGGCGUUAGCGCACCCGGCGGGGACAGGGACGGCGACAGAAGCAGAGCAGCUGGAGGAGAGGCGGGCCUCGGCCUUCAGGGAGCUGCGGGAGAAGCAGGCGCUGAUGGAGCAGCGCCGGAGAGACAGAAGGGCCCUGCUGGAGUGGCGGGAGCAAGCCCAGACGCUGAGGAAGAGGAAGAGGGAACUCGGCAAACUCCGGCCUCCACGACGGACGCUGGAGGCCCCCAAGCUCCCCUUUGCCACAGAUCUGAUCGAAGACGAGAAAACGCCAGUGGCUCCACCGGGGAAAGGGGCACAGCUCAAAGAGAAGUCCCCACACGCCAGUGACGAGCCCAGGCCCUUCCAGGAGCGGGGCCUGGAGGGGAGGCUGCAGCAGCACGUCCGGCAAAUGCAGGAGGCGAGGAAAACGUUUCAGGGGGUGGCACCGUUCAAGGAGAUGAGGAAGGCCACCGAGGACCUGGAGGUGGCCAGAAAGCUGCUGGAUGGAGUCAUGAAACUGAGCAAGAGCCACGGGGGCCCGGCGCUCCCUGGGAGCCAUCCGCUGUGCCUGCCGGCAUUACAGCCUCAGAAUACGUUUUCCAACACGAAACACUAAGCAUCUGAAAGUGACCACAAAUACUAAUGACAGCGUCUUAUGUGCGACGACGGGAACGCCUCCAGCGGGAGUGGGCUCGGCGGGGCUGUCUUCCUCGGUGCCCUCGCACGCUGGGCUCUCAGGUUCAGCAUCUCCCCCGGCUCGCGGUGCAGGCAGCCUAUUGUUUUUGAUCUGCGUUGCUUUUUCUGAGGCCGUGAAAGGUUUCAGCUGCAUUAAAAGGAAGAGAAUACUGUAAACCAGCCACACCGCUUUCAUUUCUAGCAACAAAAGUAGUUAUUUCCAUGG